Molecule: messenger RNA, 954 nt
Organism: Cyprinus carpio (common carp)
Lineage: Eukaryota; Metazoa; Chordata; Actinopteri; Cypriniformes; Cyprinidae
Gene: cav3
Product: caveolin-3-like
Exons: 2
Coding region: 265-717 (150 amino acids)
Biological process (GO): caveola assembly; regulation of membrane potential
Cellular component (GO): caveola
Molecular function (GO): transmembrane transporter binding; molecular adaptor activity; connexin binding
Source: RefSeq, a predicted model, not a curated record
UACAGUAGGGUGAGACAGUCAGCUUGAGCGAGAGAGAGAGAGAUACAGGACCCUUCUUUUGACAGGAACCCCGGCCGGCGCAGCUGUCCCUAGCAUUCCAGGCGUGUCAUCGGUCCACAGAUUGGAGAAUUAAAAGGGACUAGAGACUGUGGGGCCAUUCUGACAUUUUUCCUUUGGUUGCUGACUUAGUUUGCUUUACUCUCCUUCCUUCGAACACUUCUGCAUUACAUCUAUCCAACCAGUCUUGGGCCAGAGGCCCCCAAUAUGGCGGACCAGUAUAACACCAAUGAGGAGAAAAUUCUGAAAGAUAGUCACACCAAGGAGAUUGAUUUGAUCAACAGGGACCCUAAGCAGAUCAAUGAAGAUGUUGUCAAGGUGGAUUUUGAGGAUGUGAUAGCUGAGCCCGACGGCACUCACAGUAUGGAUGGAGUGUGGAAGGUCAGCUACACCACCUUCACCGUCUCCAAGUACUGGUGCUACCGUGUGCUGUCUGCCAUCUUUGGCAUCCCAGUGGCGCUGCUGUGGGGCUUCUGUUUUGCCUGCAUCUCCUUCUGUCACAUCUGGGCAGUCAUGCCCUGCAUUAAGAGCUAUCUGAUCGAGACCCAGUGCCUGAGUCGAAUCUACUCUCUCUGCAUCCAUACCUUCUGUGACCCCUUGUUUGAAGCUCUAGGGAAAAUUUUCAGCAGUGUACGGGUGGCAUUACGCAAAGAGGUUUAGAUUUUCAAAGUCAAAGUUUUCAAUGUUCAGUCCUUGGAGGAAAAUGUUAUAUUUUACAAAUAUAAAAUUUUGGAGUGUGGAUUUUGAGGUCCCUUAAAGACUACAUGAAUAAUCUAAUGUGGGCACAGUAAGUUUGCUACACUACAACAAUUAAUUAAACAUCUAAUUUUAUGCCCCCAAAUCUGACACUGAAUAAAACAUUGGAAAUAACUUUUACCUUUAAAAUGAUGCCAUGAA